GUCAUAGGCAUACGCAGCCAGUGUCGGCACGUAUGCAAUUUGAAUGAACCAAUCCAAAAACCUAGGCAGCUUGCGCGUUCAUGUCCAAAUAGUAGUGAUGUAAGGACACUUUGACCCUGAAUGCCCUCUAAGGCCGCGAUGGAUGUGACUUGGUGAGUAUGUAUGUGUGUCCGUGAACACGGACGUCUAUCGUGUGAGUGCGUGGACCUGUAUACGUGAUCCGGCAGACUGCACUGUGAGAUCUGCUUCAGUUAUAGCGGCUUCGUGCUUUGUGCACUAGCAGUAUACCGGUGAACACGUCCAGUGACCUUGAGCCCCACAUGUGCAACGGUCAGGGAUCGGGCGCACUUGGCCAAGUUACACGUAAUAAUGGCCAAUACCCCCUCUGUGACAUGUCUGUCUAAAAAAGGAGUUUGCUUCUUUUAAAGACAGAAGACGUCGGAUCAGUCGGUGCGCGCUGUGGUGUGCUGUUCCUGUCUGGCUGAGGAGAUCAGUUGCGAGGACGGCGCUCUCCUAACAGCGCAAAUAUACCAUGUUCUUCCUACGCAUCGCUGAGGCGCUGGUUACCAGUCAGGAGUCACAGCUCAAUGCCACAUUGUGCUCCAGACCACAGACAGGUGAAAAAAAUGAGAACGGCAUAAGUCCGAACGUCACCGCCCAGAAUAAUCCCAAGUCCACCUGUCCAACCCAAGGAGAUGACGCUACUUUGCACGAACCCAUGCUUGAAGGUAGUGAACAACUUUCCCGCAUCAAACUUUCUUCUUCCACCGUCGAAGGUACCGUGCCCAGUCCGAGCUCCGCUACUACCAUCUCGGUGCGUACCGUCAGCCCGAAUUCGGUUGGCGCCAGUCCUCAGCCCCCUCUGUCCUCCCCCACUCCGAGACAUUUUAACGGCUCUCCGACCCAGUUCAAAACGGAGGGCUUGCUGUAUAAUUUGCUGGUGCAUUCCGAGUCCACUGGAAGCCAGGCUGCUCGUUCUCCCUUCUCCUGUGCUAGUCCCCUACUCGCGACCCCGGUGUGGAAUAACUCUCCUCCGCGUACUCCGUCUGGUUCAAAAGGUGGGACAAGCGAAUCGAAUGAUUCAAUGGCUGAAUAUCCCCACCCUCCUUUCACUGAAUCGAAGGAGCAUCCGUCUACCCAACCUCCUUCUACUAUUGUUUCAUGGCCUCAGGCACCGCCCGACACUUCGAACCCCAUACUUCUCGCUAAUGGUCAACGCCAUCCGCAUUCAGAUGAUCCGAAUGUCUUUAGAGCUUCAGGCUGCAACCCAAGCCAUCGUACAACUUCAAUGGAAGCCAAAGACUCAGCUCCUCGACCCUACACACGUGCCCAUGGGGCCACUAUUAGUGCAUUGUCCGAUUCUACAUUGACACUAAGAGCCAGAUUACAACACCGGCGUCAACCGGACGGACCCCUGUUCGACGUACUUCACCAUAGAGCUAAAAUGAGCGCGCGCAAUCGAAGUAUCUCGAAAUCUCAGGAAAAUUCUCUUGGCUUCAACGUGUACACGAACGGAAUUUCUUUGAGUAGAUUACCAUGUCAAAAUUCUUCCAUAGUGUCAAGUCCCCGUACCACACAUCACACCCAAUCUGCUCAGGCCAGACUCACAAACACCUCAGGGCCAUCAGCCCCUGCACCGCCCCAAUCUCAUCGCUCAUCAGGUUAUUGCUCUGCCACAUCUCAACUGUCUUCCGCGUUGUCCACCGAUUCCGGGUUGGACAGACACACUGGUCCCCCUCUUCUUCAAGUGUCUGCAUCCCCACUCAUGGAACAAGAUGAUUCGAGCAUCCAAGGAUCUGUUAGACCAUUGGUCAACCGCCAACUCGUGCAACUGGCCAAAAAAACCGCUCGCCCAGUCCAGGCCAGGGUCACGGAAUGGCUUCGGCAGGUGGCCGAAUUCGUGGCCACUUCAGCCCCGGUGAUACAUCGCAUGAAGUCUGCAUCAGCAGGUCUGCCUCUCUCCAGUAGUUUCGACUCAUACGGCAUGGAGUCAUGGGUCUCGUUGCUGGCAGGUUGUUGGCACCGGUUACUUGCCCUGAGUAUGGUGGAACAUGCGUUGGAUUUGGUUGUCGUAGAGGACAAAUCUACCUAUCCUGUGAGCCAAAGCACCCAACCGGACCGAGGUACCGAUCACAUGGGCUUACCGUGGCUAUUGUUCGCUACAACCGCAGGUAUUGACCAAAUUACACGACCGGAUAGACAGUUCGCUAAUGGGUUGACCCAAUUCAUGUCUGAAAUACGCCAAGCCACCUUGAGCGCUCAGGAAUUCUAUCUUCUACGGCACGUAAUCUUAUUGACAACUGAAGAACCGGAGGCCAUACCCAACAUCGGUUUGAACGUGAUCAGAGCGUCUAGAUACGUCGGGACACCCACGGAAGCGGCACGAAGUUUCAGUGUUGCAUCAAACACUGAAUCCCAACAUCAGUUGUCAUCACCAGCUGUUCCAUUUGCAGAGAAUGCAUCGGAUAGAUCUGGUUCCACCACGGCUAUGACGUUCGAUCUGGCCUGUUUGGUCUCCGGUCUGAAGGCACUCUGCGAAUUGUGUCCAUACCAAGUGGCGAAUCUGUUCUGCGCGCACUUGCGACACGGAUCCACGCUGAACAAACAAUUCCUUUCGGAGCUGCACAACCGGUAUGUGAAUGGGAUGCUUCAGUUGAAUACUGUCCGUCCGUCUGCAAAUAACGGCUCCCUUUGUUCAUCGAACAGUGCCCAAUCCGAGUGUCCAUCAAAUGGAACCAGUAUUUUGGAACAGUUGUUUGACAACUCUUAGAGGCAGACGAAGAAAAUUGACCUCCACAGAUUGAAAGAAUUAGUACUGUGUGCAGCAAAGCGACGAAGACCGCACAGGACACGCUCAGGGUGCUUUCCGUUCGCACAUUGGGUAGGGAAAUACAAUUUUGUUUUUUAAGCAGAUUUAGCAGGCAAUCACUCUGCACAUUUUCCCGUUGACUGUGUUUGGAAACGCAUUCUUUUAUCGAAUUUUUGUACCUGAGUGCUUUUUAUUCACUCUCUUUGGUUCAUUUUGAAUCUCUGCACCGGUGGUGUUUUGUUACGCUGACAGAAACUGCUCAUCCUCACACGUCCAGCACGUGCUGCCUUGCAAAUUUUUUUCCGCGCCGUUUGCGCGACCCUUUAAUAUUCACAUGGCGCAAUCUGUGGAGACCCCACUUCCGGUUUCUUUCUAAUCUUUCUCUACGAAAUUUGAUGAUCUCUCCCCGUGUCCCUGCUCCACCAUUUUGUCCCUGUUCUCCUCAGCGAUUUUUCACGUUUAUUUGUGUGCUUUCUACUUCAGGGCCACAUUUGUACGAUUAUCCGGCAUCGUUGCGCUUUUUCGCAGUGCUGUUGGAAGUUCUGCAUCCACCAAUGUCUGAAAAGUGAUAAUGUUUAUUCCGGUUAUCGCUCUACACUGAGCAUUUAUCAACAACGUCGCCGGUUCGUAGUUACC
Molecule: messenger RNA, 3445 nt
Organism: Dicrocoelium dendriticum
Lineage: Eukaryota; Metazoa; Platyhelminthes; Trematoda; Plagiorchiida; Dicrocoeliidae
Source: the annotation of a GenBank genome assembly